AUUGCCAAUCGCGGAAGAGCAGGAGGAAGUCGACGACAUGGGCCGCGCUCGCAAGAUCAUCAAGAACGUCAUCACGCACACGCGGGGCAUGGUCCGCAACCGUGGCAUGGAGGCGCCCGAGUGGCUCGAGAUGGUCAACCGCUUCCCGCCGCCGGCCAUGCCCCGGACCGACUACGACAAGCUGCCCAAGCUCGAGUUCCCGCAGGAUCGCCUCGCCGAGCUCUACGCGCGCAAGUGCGGCUUCCCGACCGACGACGAGACCGCGUACGAGUUUGCCGACGAGCAGCUCACGCUUAUCGAGCUCGGCGUGCCGGAGAAGAAGGCGUUCGCAAUGCUCAUGGAGAAGUACGAGCACGUUGAGGGCGACCGGUUCCUGCAAAAGUACUACCAAGUGCGUGGCGAGGCCUUCAUCCCGAGCACCAAGCCGCACGAGAUGACCGAGCGGUGGGCCAACCAGGAGGCCGCUGCCAUCAAGGAAGGCAUGCGCCUCGAGUUCGAAGACGCCGCCGAGAUCGCGGCCUUGGAGAAGGAAUACCACCACGAAGAAUAGGUAGAGAUAUCGUGGAGGCGAGGUAAUAGAACAACAUAAGUCGUCGUCGUGCG
Saprolegnia parasitica CBS 223.65 is the source of this 603-nucleotide messenger RNA. RefSeq lists its product as hypothetical. The transcript has a single exon. NCBI's taxonomy places the organism in Eukaryota, Oomycota, Saprolegniomycetes, Saprolegniales, Saprolegniaceae. Bases 38 to 550 code for a protein of 170 amino acids. The record is from RefSeq and is a predicted model, not a curated record.